Molecule: messenger RNA, 453 nt
Organism: Alternaria arbusti
Lineage: Eukaryota; Fungi; Ascomycota; Dothideomycetes; Pleosporales; Pleosporaceae
Exons: 2
Coding region: 1-453 (150 amino acids)
Source: RefSeq, a predicted model, not a curated record
AUGACCACUGCCAGCGAUAUCGACAAGGCCUUCACUAAGGCGUUGAACGAAGCAGGCAGUUUCUGCAACAAGGACCGCCUGGACAAAUGUACCGAAAUGGCCCGCGCCCUUCUCGCUCAUAAGUCUACAUCACGACACCAUCGUAUGAAAGCGCUCAUGUUAUUGGCUUCAACACUGGGUGACUGGGAAGACGCGAACAACUGUCGCGUGGAGGCGGAGACGCUGUGGCGUGCACAUAGGCGUCGGCAUCCAGAGGGCGAGAAUGCUGCACUCGAUAGGUACACGGACGAGCUGCGCGGAUUUUUAGACGAAGUGGGUGUUGAGUUGGAGCGGACUAAGCAUGGAGACUACGAGUCGGAAGAUGACGAUGCUGCGGCGCACGAGGAGCAUGUGAAGGAUGCGACUGACGCCAUGGAGACCCUUAAAAUGACCGACAAUGAGAUGGAAGAAUAA